AUGCUUGGCCAAUUAUUAAUCAGAAUUACGGUCAACACUUUUUUGUUCUGGGGUGGUGCAAAAGAAGAAAAGAAAGAUCUCGGCAAAGUAAUCAGUACCAAUCCUGGAACAGUAAUCGGUAUCGAUCUUGGAACAACCUAUUCAUGUGUGGCUGUUUUCAAACAUUGUCAUGUUGAAAUUAUUGAAAACAAUCAAGGCAAUCGAAUAACACCCUCAUAUGUUACCUUUACAUCCAAUGGUGAACGAUUAAUCGGUGACCCUGCCAAAAAUUUACUUACAUCGAAUCCUCAAAUUUUCAGAAAGGAUGACAAACCGGUUGUGAAAGUAAAAACAGGCUUUGGUGAAAAAUUGUUUACACCUGAAGAGAUUUCGGCAAUGAUACUUGGCAAAAUGCAUGCUGGUACUAUCGCGGGUUUGAAUGUUAUACGAAUUAUCAACGAACCGACAGCAGCAGCCAUUGCUUAUGGUUUAGAUAGGUUGAGGAAAGAAAGGGGCUUCAAGACUGUUCUUGUGUUUGAUUUGGGUGGUGGGACAUUUGAUGUUUCGCUUUUAGCAUUUGAAGAUGGUGUAUUCCAAGUACUCGGCAAUACACAUCUGGGCAGUGAAGAUUUCGAUCUACGUAUUAUGGAACAUUUUAUCAGAUUGUUCAAAGAGAAACUAGGCAGAGAUGUACGAGAAGAUACUCGUGCUGUACAAAAACUUCGUCGUGAAGUUGAAAAAGACAAACGAACGUUGUCAUCACAAACUGAAAUAAGAAUUGAAAUUGAGUCAUUUUUUCACAACGAAUAUUUUUUUAAUGAAAAAUUGACACGUGCCAAAUUUGAAGACCUCAAUAUGGAUCUAUUCCGUUCGACAUUGAAACCUGUAGAAAAAGUCCUGGAAUAUGGAGAUUUGAAGAAAUCUGAUAUUGACGAAAUAAUUCUUGUCGAACCAUCACGUAAUAUCAACCCGGAUGAAGCUGUCACCUAUGGUGCGGCUAUACAAGGAGGAGUCCUAUCGGGCGAAGAGAGCACUCAAGAUAUUGCCGUGUUGGAUAUCAGUCCAUUGACAAUGGGCAUUCAGACAAAGGGUGGUGUUAUGUCGAAUAUUAUUCCACGAAAUACUGUCAUUCCAGCCAAGAAGAUGCGAAGUUUUACAACCACGACCGACAGUCAAGAUACAGUUGACAUUCAAGUGUUUGAAGGUGAACGAUCGAUGGCGAAAGACAACCAUUUUUUAGGAAGAACAAAAGAUGUUUGUCGUCAGGGAAUUGCUCACGCUCGUGGUGAUAUGGUUGAUUACAAUCCACAGUGUGGUGAUGAACAAGAAAGGGAAAAAUCCAUAUAG
Messenger RNA from Didymodactylos carnosus, 1326 nucleotides. NCBI's taxonomy places the organism in Eukaryota, Metazoa, Rotifera, Eurotatoria, Philodinida, Philodinidae. The record is from the annotation of a GenBank genome assembly.